This is a messenger RNA of Hippopotamus amphibius kiboko, 1119 nucleotides long. It is a transcript of the gene DUXB, whose product is annotated as double homeobox B. NCBI's taxonomy places the organism in Eukaryota, Metazoa, Chordata, Mammalia, Artiodactyla, Hippopotamidae. Gene Ontology annotation, molecular function: DNA-binding transcription factor activity, RNA polymerase II-specific; DNA binding. Gene Ontology annotation, biological process: regulation of DNA-templated transcription. The record is from RefSeq and is a predicted model, not a curated record.
AUGUCACUGCUGCCACCAGCCCCACCCCAUACUCCUGCGGGAAGUGCUGUUCAGCUUGGUGACGCUCCCCUGUUCUGCAUCAUGGGCCAAAAGUCCAACACAGAGGAGCUGCGGGCAGGCAACAUACUACAAAAAGAAACCUGGCUAGGCAACAUUAUUUACAACCAGGGUCAAAAGCAUAUCCUCCAAGUAUGGUUUGAACAUGACCCUUACCCUGAAAAAGCAACCAGGAAACAGCUGGCCAAGGAAACUGGCAUUCCAGAAUCUAAAAUUCAGAUUUGGUUUAAAAACCAGAGAGCAAGACAGAAAUACUUACCAAAAGGAGCCACACAAGACCAGACAUCUGUCCCAAGAACUCAAUCAAACAUCCUAGUUCAAGCCUUCGAGAGGAACCAAUUCCUUGAUAUUGCAACCAGGAAAACACGCCAAACAGGCAUUUCAGAAUCGAGGAUUCAAAUGUGAUUUCAGGACCCAAGAUCUCUGUACCCUGGGCAGAGCAAAAGUGAGCCUGUGAAUUCAUUGGUGGAUGGCCCAAAUGGGAGACCUGGUCUGACAGUUCAGCAGCACAAAAUUGACCUGUGCACUCUCCCAGGCAGAUCUCAUCAUUUUCCCUCCUCCAGUUCUUUCAGCAAGAACCAACCACUUCUACCUGUUCUUCUCCCAUCCCACGUAUCCUCUGUCCCUUGUGUGAGCCAAGGACAGAGUGUCAUGAUGCAGCCCAUGCAGGCUGUGCAGGGAGGAGAGAAGUCUCCCUCCACUCUAAUACUUGGAAAUUAUGUGCCAGUGCUGCUGCCUAUGGGAGGAGACCCAGAUACUCAGAAUUCUCUCUGGCCCCAAUACCAAGAACGCCAGGAUCACCAAGAACAGGCUGACAUGGGAGUACUGCAGUUGAAAGACUAUUCUCAGCCUCAACCUGAACACAAAAAACAACUGCCACAGGAUCUAGGCCAGGUGGACAUAUCUUACAUUCUGCAGUGGUGGGAUGAGUGCUGCCAGGCUCUGACUGCAGAGUGGGGUCCUCAAAAAAGGGACCCACUGAGACAGACUGGUGGCCACAGCACACAAAGUCAGCUGGAGCACCAUCUCAUGCCCUCAGCCAAAUGCACCAGCAAUAUAUAG